AUGGCAGCUACGGUGACCCGUAAUGAUUUUAAACACUUCUGGGAUACAUAUUCACAUAACGCAGACAAUACUGCGAUGAUGCUGAACCAAAAUGCAGAAGAACUAGAAGAACUUGACCGGGUGGACAUUUUGUCAUGCCUUCCAGACCUGAAAGGGAAAGAUGUAGUUGACAUCGGUGCCGGCAUUGGUCGUUUCACAGCGAUGUUUGCUCAAACGGCACGGCAUGUUCUCUCAACAGAUUUUAUUGAAAACUUCGUCAAAAAAAAUCAAGAACUGAACGAACGGCACAAUAAUAUAGACUACCUAGUCGGAGAUGCAGUCAAUCUUAAACUUCAACCGGAAAGCGUUGAUCUUGUGUUCACCAACUGGCUGAUGAUGUAUCUGACAGACGAAGAGGUAAUCCACUUCCUAACUAACGCGCUGCGGUGGCUGAAGCCGAAUGGUUACAUACAUUUACGAGAGUCUUGUAGCGAACCAUCUACAGCACGUACGACUGGAACUAUGCAUCGGAAAAACUCAGAAAAUCCCACAAGUUAUCGCUUUUCUUCGUUAUACAUCAAGCUGUUUCGAAGCAUCAUAACAGAGGGUAGUGAUGGUGCCACUUAUCGUUAUAAAGUGCUGUGGUCAACUUCUGUCCCCACGUAUAUUAUGCGUCAAAAUAAUUGGCGUCAAGUCCACUGGUUGCUAAAAAAGGAAAGAUUUGAAGGAGGUAGCGGAAGCUUACCUUUUGAUCGGUUUUUGGACCAGUUUAGUAAUGUGUGGAAGAAUGAGCAAAUACGUUGGGAUUCUAUACUGAAUGGUGAAGAGUGUUGCUGGACAGAUGAAAUCUUUGAAAAAGCUCUUUCUAUCGAGCCGUCACACCGUAAUGCGACGACUUUUUUGUACACUCCACGAGCUUUAGCUUAUCACGUUCACAUCAAUGCUCACCUUCUUUCCAAAAAAUUUUCCUGUAAUGUGUGGGAUGUUGAAACCAACGAGUUCUACUAUCGCACUAGUUUAACAAAAGCAAACAAAAUGCGUGAUCAUCGAGUUAGAUUUGGUUGGAAUUCGGACCUUGAUUCAGCAUUGAAUUUUUGGAUGGAAAAAAAUGCAACCUUUGACUUAUUUAUGGCAACUGAACUAUUAUCAACAGUUGAACCGGAAACUAUUUCUAAGAUCCAGGUAGCCGCAGUGUAA
Messenger RNA from Enterobius vermicularis (human pinworm), 1176 nucleotides. The record is from the annotation of a GenBank genome assembly. NCBI's taxonomy places the organism in Eukaryota, Metazoa, Nematoda, Chromadorea, Rhabditida, Oxyuridae.